UCAAGUGUGGCGCCGCAUACUGAGUACAAGUGGGGGAGAAAUGGCAUGAAUACAGCCUUUUACUGUUUAGACAAGCUUUACUGUGCGCGCGUUGGAAACUUGUUCAGCCAGCCAGUCUCAAUUUCGAGCUUGUGGACGUUGACAGGUUGACCGACAAACUUAGUCUACAAGGAGACCGUAAAAGAAAAAAAAAUCCCCUCCAAGUCCCAAAGUGACGCUGAUUUGGUUCCGAAAGGAGCAAGGCUGUUGUGUGGUUCAAACCAGGAUACGCUGUUGGACAUGUGAAUUUAAAGGAAAUAACUGGCAAGCGCAACAAUGAAACAAGCGACUGUCCUGUACUGCCUCGACCUUUUCCUGACGUGCCUCUUGUUUGGGUCCAGCUGGUCACAAUCAGUAUGUGCCGGUACGGAGAACAAGCUGAGUACGCUGUCAGACCUGGAGCAGCAGUAUCGCACCCUGAGAAAGUACUACGAGAGUUGUGAAGUCGUAAUGGGCAACCUCGAAAUCACAAGCAUCGAUCGCAGUCGAGACCUCACUUUCCUCAGAUCGAUCCGGGAAGUGACGGGCUAUGUCCUGGUGGCUCUGAACCAGUUUGACUACUUGCCAUUGGAGAAUUUGCGAAUCAUCCGAGGGACAAAGUUGUACGAGGACCACUACUCCCUUGCGAUCUUCCUCAACUACAGACACGACGGAAACUUUGGCCUGCGUCAGUUGGGUCUGAGGAACCUCACGGAGAUCCUGAGUGGCGGCGUCUAUGUUCACCAAAACAACUUCCUGUGUCACGCAGACACCAUUCAUUGGCAGGACAUUGUCAAGAACUCGGGGGUCUAUCCUGUGGUUGUGCCGACCAACAGCAGCUCCACAUGUCAGAAGUGCCAUCGUUCCUGCAAUGGCCGUUGCUGGGGGCCCAAAGAAGACCAAUGUCAAAGCUUAACUAAGACGGUGUGUGCCGUGCAGUGCGACGGCCGCUGUUUUGGUCCCUACGUGAGCGACUGCUGCCAUCGUGAGUGUGCAGGUGGCUGCUUUGGUCCGAAGGACACUGACUGCUUUGCAUGCACAAAUUUCAAUGACAGUGGGGCGUGUGUGACGCAGUGUCCACAGCCUUUUUUGUACAACCCCACCACCUUCCAGGUGGAACACAACCCUCGAACGAAAUACACUUAUGGAGCAUUCUGUGUCAAGAAGUGUCCACACAACUUUGUGGUGGACCAGAGCUCCUGUGUGCGCGCGUGCCCCAGUAACACGAUGGAAGUGGAGGAGAACCGCAUCAAAAUGUGCAUUCCUUGUACUGACAUCUGCCCAAAAGCCUGCGAUGGCAUCGGAACUGCCACUCUGCAGACGGCUCAGACGGUCGACUCCAGCAACAUUGACAAGUUUGUCAAUUGCACCAAAAUAAAUGGCAAUUUGGUGUUCCUCAUCACUGGAAUUAAAGGGGACGUCUAUCACGACAUUGAAGCUUUGGACCCGGAAAAGCUUCACGUGUUUCGCACCGUUAGGGAAAUUACCGGCUUCCUGAGCAUUCAGUCUUGGCCGGAUAACGUAACAGACUUGAGUGUUUUCAGCAACUUGGUAACGAUUGGGGGACGAUCUCUGUACAGUGGGAUCUCCCUGCUGGUGUUAAAGCAGCACGGCAUCUUAUCACUUCAACUUCAGUCUCUCCGUGAGAUCAGCGCAGGCAACGUGCACAUUGUGGAGAAUAGCCAGCUGUGCUACUACAACACAGUCAACUGGACCCGACUGUUCCGCGCCGCCAACCAGAAAGCUUUGACCCGCAACAACAGAGACCCGCAGAUGUGCUCCAAGGAGCGUAUGGUGUGUGACCCGUUAUGUUCCGACUCUGGAUGUUGGGGUCCUGGCCCAGACCAAUGUCUCUCAUGCAGGGACUUCCGUAGGGGACAAAGUUGUGUGGAACACUGCAACCUGUAUGAAGGGGAGAUUCGAGAGUUUGCCAACGACUCGGUGUGUGUGGAGUGUGAUUCCCAAUGCGAGCGGGCUGACGGCAACUCUUUGACCUGCCACGGUCCGGGCCCCGAGCAUUGUGUAAAAUGCAUCCAUUUUAAGGACGGUCCUAACUGUGUGGAAAAGUGCCCAGAUGGCCUGCAAGGCGCAAACAGUUUUAUCUUCAAGUAUGCCGAAAGCAACAAUGAGUGCCAUCCCUGCCAUGCCAACUGCACACAAGGGUGCAGUGGGCCAAGACCUCAGGACUGUAUCGGCUGGAUGGACAGAACCCCUUUGAUCGCGGCAGGGGUGAUCGGCAGCCUCUUCAUGGUGGUUAUCGUGGCGCUGAGCGUGGCGGUGUCUGUGCGCCGGAACAACAUUAAGAAGAAGCGGGCCCUCCGUCGCUUCUUGGAAACAGAGCUGGUAGAACCUUUGACACCCAGCGGGACAGCACCCAACCAAGCUCAGCUUCGAAUCUUGAAAGAGACAGAACUCAAAAGAGUCAAGAUCCUCGGCUCCGGAGCCUUUGGGACAGUGUACAAGGGAAUUUGGAUUCCUGAGGGGGAAACGGUUAAGAUCCCCGUAGCCAUCAAAAUCCUCAAUGAAGCCACGGGGCCCAAGGCAAAUGUGGAGUUCAUGGACAGGAGACAAGUGUUUAUCUUUCAGGAAGCCCUGAUUAUGGCCAGCAUGGAGCAUCCUCACCUGGUGCGUCUGCUGGGUGUCUGCCUGAGUCCCACCAUCCAGCUGGUGACGCAACUCAUGCCCCACGGCUGCCUUCUCGACUACGUCUUCGAGCAGAAGGACAAUAUCGGAUCGCAGCUGUUGCUCAACUGGUGUGUCCAGAUUGCCAAGGGGAUGAUGUAUCUGGAGGAGCGUCGGCUGGUCCACAGGGAUCUGGCAGCCCGCAACGUCCUGGUGAAAUCUCCCAACCAUAUCAAGAUCACCGACUUUGGCUUAGCCCGCUUGCUUGACGUCAAUGAGAAGGAAUAUAAUGCAGAUGGAGGAAAGAUGCCCAUUAAAUGGAUGGCCCUGGAGUGUAUUCAUUACAGGAAGUUUACUCAUCAAAGUGAUGUUUGGAGUUACGGGGUAACAAUUUGGGAGCUGAUGACUUUUGGAGGGAAGCCGUACGAUGGCAUUUCAACCAGAGAUAUUCCAGAACUACUGGAGAAAGGGGAGCGUCUCCCACAGCCGCCCAUCUGCACCAUUGACGUCUACAUGGUCUUAGUCAAAUGCUGGAUGAUUGACACAGACAGCCGACCCAAGUUCAGAGAACUGGCAGCAGAAUUCACCAGGAUGGCCCGUGAUCCCCAGAGAUACCUCGUUAUUCAAGGGGACGACCGAAUGAAGCUGCCGAGUCCCAACGAUAGCAAGUUCUUUCAAAGUCUCCUGGAUGAAGAGGAGCUGGAAGACCUGAUGGAUGCUGAGGAGUAUGUGGUGCCCCACUCCUUCAAUAUCCCACCUCUGACGUACACUUCGCAAACACUCAUGGACCCCAGCAAGUUUUGCUACCAGGAUCCAAAUUUUAGCCGGCAGGACACAAUAGCCACCCUCCCAAGAGGAGUCUCGGUUCCGCCCGUGAGUGGGGCCUGCCUCGUUUCCCAGGACCUGGCCUCGGGAGGGCAGACCGGUGGUGGAUUUGUCCGCGCCAAACAGGAGGAUCCGAGAUGUAACGGCACUUUAAGGAAGCAGGCCUCCCCGAGAUCAAGCGUCCUUGUGGCUGGAUCAGCACUUUCUACAGGACAAGGCACGUGUGAGGACUGCAGCGGACAGCGUUACAGUGCGGACCCGACUGCUCUCCUUGCCGAACGAGGAGCCAAGGGGGAGAAGGAGCAGGAUCCAUACGCCACGGCCAUGAGAGAGAGGAAGAGUUCAGAGCACAUCAACGCUGUUGAGGAAAACCCUUUCAGUGCACGUCGCAAAAAUGGAGAAGCCCAUGCAGUGGUUGACGGGGGAGGCUGCCGCACUCUGCACAUGGCCGGAGCCGUUGCCGCGGCCGCUUCUGCCGCUGCCGCUUCCGGCAGCCACUCCGCCCACAGGAACGAUGAGUAUGUCAACGAGCCGCUUUACCUGAACACCUUCCUUAACACCGGGGACAAGAACGGAUUAGCUACGGCCGUCUCCUUCUCCGUACCGGGGACUUCGACUGCCCAAACGGUAUCACAGACGGUUAACAAAUCAACAUCAAGCUACACGGUCCCCACGUCCGGAUACGUGCUGGCCCCUGGCCACCUCCCCCACCCGGCGUAUCCAUCCCACACCCUGCAUCCGGGGCAUUCGGGACAUGCUCUGCACUCAGGCAUUACCGGCGGCGCCGUCAUGUUCGAUAAGAAAGGCAAGAAGGCUGCUUUUGACAAUCCUGAAUACUGGCAGCACAGUCUCCCUCCGAAAAGCACUCUGCACAACCCGGAGUACCUGCAGGACUGCAGCACACGCUUCUUCUACAGGCAGAAUGGACGCAUCCGCCCUGCCGUUGCUGAAAACCAGGAAUACUUGUCGGAGGCGGCCAUGAAAGCCGGCAACAUGUUACCGCCCCCUCCCUACAGACAGAGGAACACUGUGGUGUAGUCACCCACCUGUAGCACGCAAAAAGAGGGCCGAAGCCGUUGAGAAGAACGAACCUGGCGCUACCCUCACGUUCUCAAACUGGAUUCUUCUUAAACCCGGUGUGAACGUCACCGUGAUUUCAUCCUGGCUCAAAGCCUUGGCAUGUCCCGAGAGUGCUACGUUCGCAGUAUGACAAAAUGUCUCUAGUUCUUUUCUUUCACUCAAUCCCUAUGUUCUCUUUUCUUUUAUUUCAAGCGCAACAAGGCCAGCCCUUACUGCAGUAGGUCCGGAGACACAAAAGUAAUCUGUAAUUAAGAAUAUGGAUUUGUUAUGGAGGACACGAUCCAAAUCCAGUGGAUAGCCCAAAGAGAGGAUUAUUGCCAUGACUGAUUCAUUACACUUCCACUUCCAUAAUCACAAGCUAAUAAUCCCCGUCGCCUUUUGUGACUCCUUCCCACGGAGCUGAACUCAUCUCGUGGCAGCAAGCACACAUUGGCAUUGCUUGUGUGUAGCCCGCAAAAGUGAUGCAAGCCCGCAGAGUUGUCGUGACUUGCCAGCAAAAAAAAAAAACAUAAAAAAUAAGCUGCAGUCAUGCUGAAGCCCAGAUGUUGCAAACCCACACACUUCUUUCACAUGUUGCUGCACCACUCAUGGAUUUCAAAUAUUUAUCACAAGCAGUAUUGAUCUUCACAGCCUUGACAUGCCAAUAAAAUCUCCAAACAUGAAUUCAGAACUAAGCGCAUUCACAUAUACGUUGCCACCUAAAACGGAUUCUCCAAGCAAGGGAAGGGCCGUUAGCCUUCAGAAUGAAUACACAGUGUUCCGAUACAAUCUUCUGCAAUGACGUACUGUAGGUGCCGUGCGCAGAAAUCGUCACCAUGAAAAAAAUCUCGGUGCCAUUUUGUGGAAAGUGAACUUAAAGUCUGGCGGAGAGAUUCUAGAGGAUUACUGGCAUGGCUCAAAUGUGAACGCGUAUAAGGUAACCUUUUCCAUAAUCUUGUUUUCCUUCUUGUUCUCAAACCUUUCGGCCUUGGAAAAUAUUGAAGAUAGGACCCCAAAUGUUCUGUUUUUCAUGUAAAUGUGUGUGACAUGGCCAUGUUAUUUGCUCUGCGAAUUAUUUUUUGCCAUCCGCUAUACAGUAUUAUUACCCCUCGUGUGUGUGAAUUUACAUCAGUGACAGUAGUUGAGAGUCGGCAAAAGGCUCCCUAAUGGAUCUCAAUGGAAAGAAAAGCCGAUCUUAUGGAAGACAAAACCAGUGGGGGCACUCUUGCGGCUAAGUGGCUUUUAGCUUUUUCAAUGCUACUUCAUCCACAUUUCCUUGUUGUUCCGAGCGGGAAAUUGUGUUCCCCGACAUCUCACCCACUCCAAAAACCCUCGACAACAGGCUAUUAUUAUAUAGACAUAGGUUGUUGUCACGGCGAGUGUGAGGCUAACGUAUUAGCAUUCUAGAAACGUGACCUCACCACUGCAUCGGUGUCACGAAAGCUUGGCAGUAUUAUGGCGCAACAACUUUGUGUUGAUCGCAAGUGUCAUUCGUCUGUUUUACCUUUCAGGUGUAGAAAUAUGUGUAGCAAAUACUGCUUGAAGAAGUGACAGCUGAAACACUCAAAAAAUUGUACCAUUUCCAAACCAGAAUGUUCAAAACGUCACACACACAAAAAAAGAAACAGGCCGAACUGUCACAUCAUAAGAUUUCACUUUACUUCAGUUAGCAAGCACUUUGUAAGUUGUUUGUCAAAACAUUGCACAAACAGUU
This is a messenger RNA of Hippocampus zosterae (dwarf seahorse), 6238 nucleotides long. RefSeq names its product receptor tyrosine-protein kinase erbB-4-like. NCBI's taxonomy places the organism in Eukaryota, Metazoa, Chordata, Actinopteri, Syngnathiformes, Syngnathidae. The record is from RefSeq and is a predicted model, not a curated record. Gene Ontology annotation, molecular function: epidermal growth factor receptor binding; ATP binding; transmembrane receptor protein tyrosine kinase activity. The transcript has 28 exons. Gene Ontology annotation, cellular component: signaling receptor complex; basal plasma membrane. The coding region runs from base 316 to 4503 and encodes 1395 amino acids. Gene Ontology annotation, biological process: protein phosphorylation; positive regulation of kinase activity; multicellular organism development.